Messenger RNA from Oldenlandia corymbosa var. corymbosa, 453 nucleotides. The record is from the annotation of a GenBank genome assembly. Lineage: Eukaryota; Viridiplantae; Streptophyta; Magnoliopsida; Gentianales; Rubiaceae.
AUGGAUAACCCAUGGAACCACAUACGAUUGCAAGAAGAGAUGUCGAUGGGUGACGACGGCAUCCAUAAAAUCAUGCCUAUCACCACAGAUUUGGUCUAUCUGCAAACCAGGUCUAAAAUCAAAUUCCUGAACCCAAAGACAACACAACUUGCAUCAAUUGAAUGGCCAUAUGAUGUCCCUCUCAGCAAUGGGGAAACAACAUUUGGAGGGGCAUGGAAAACACUUUGCAAUGUAUAUCCUCGCCUUGUAUCUGAUGGAACCUGGUUUGAUAGAUUCGUGUACUGGCGUGUAGACAAACUAUCCUCUGAAAUAGCAACACCUCAAGAGUUGCUUGUCGUGUUUGACUACCACACUCAACAAUUCCAAACCAUAAACUGCCCUCCAUCUCCAAUCUUCUUUAACCCCACUGAUCCUUAUCAUUUGAAUCUCCAAGUGAAAAUAUUGGACUUCUAG